ACAGAUGGUUUAAAAAGUGAAUAAUUAUAACUAGCCGGUAAUUCUGAUAUAAAUAUGAAAGUAUAAUAGUUGUUGAAAAUGUAGAAAGUAAAUUGAAGAUAUUCAAAGAUAUUUUAGUUUUUUUUUUUAGAUACAGAAUAUCUUUAAGCGAAAAUAAACGAAUUUUAAAAAGAAUACCAUUGAAUUUAUAGCAAUUGACAGGAAUUAAAUAUACAUAUUUUCAUAAUGAAGCUAAAAAAUAUAGGAAAUAGAUUAAAGGAUGAAAAUUUAGAUCUUAGUUUAUGUGACCUGGAUGAAGUGCCUGUGGAAGAAAUUGCAACUGUUAGAAAACUGACAUAUUUAGACUUAUCUAAUAAUUUCUUAGUUACAUUACCUAAUAAUUUUGUCAUACUUAAACAAAUAUUGAAGUUAGAUCUAAGUAAAAAUAUGUUAACGGAAAUUCCUGAGAACUUUGGUGAAAUGACGCAAUUAAAAUAUUUGGAUCUGUAUGCUAAUCAGAUAAGCCGUUUACCUUUGAGUCUCAGCGAAUUGAAGAAUCUAAGAUGGCUGGAUCUAAAAGAAAAUCCAUUAACACCUUCUGUUGCAAGUAUUGCUGGCCCAUGUAAUAAUGCAGAAGAGUGUAAAAAUUGUGCUCGUAAUGUUGUAGAAUAUUUAAAUAAUGUCAAACGUUCCGUAGAAGAGGAAAAGUUACGUAGACUUAAUGCUAAGUUAAAUAAGAUGUCAGUAGUUGCCAAUAAAGAUAAUGAUAAUGAUACAACAAAAAAAGAAUCAAAAAAGAAAAAGAAGAAGAAACACACGGACAAAGAAGUUGAAAAGAAUUUGAAUAAGAACAAAUCAGAAGUGGAAUGUAAAGUGUCUGAAAAUAUAGAGGAUAAGAUGGAUAGUUCAAAAGAAACAUUUAAUGAGCAAAACCAAAAGCAUUGCAUUUCUGCUGCACUAUGUAGGAUACUUACUUCACUAUUCCUAUGGACAGUCAUGUUUGGCAUUGUCUUUGGCUCUUUGAUAAUAAUCCUUCCUCUAUAUAAUAAAGAACUAUCAUAUACAAUUAUGGAUUACAUAGAAAAGCACACAGGUAUAUUUCUGAAAACUUAUCAAAGGUAUGGCACAGAAUUAUUACAAAAUAAAAGCCAGAUUUUAAUGAAAUGGAUGAAUCAUGCUUGUAAGACUAUAAAUGAUAUUUACAAUGGUUACAAUUUAACAGAUAUUAUCUAAUAUUAUCUAUAACAAUAUAUAUUGUAGCCUUUGUUUGUAAUAUCAUUAACCUGUGCGUGACAUCAGAUAUAUCUCAGACAGGAUGUAUUUUAUUAUACAUUAUUUUUCUUAAAUUUAUUUUAACUCAUGAUUCACCACUUAUCAGUAGAAUGGCACAUAACACUUUUGAUAUAUUACAUUUUAACUAUUAUAUGAUUUAUUUUUUAUAAAAUAAUGCACAUUCAGUGUUAUUGUAAUUUUUUUUCUUUUUUCAUAUUAUAUCAAAUCAUAGGUAUUUUUACUGUUGUAAGUAUAAUAUCUACAUGGUAUAUAUGGAUUAUUUUUUAGAGAUGUACGAACAGGGAAAGAAAUAAAAUUUCGUAUAUAAUAUCAA
This is a messenger RNA of Vespa mandarinia (Asian giant hornet), 1585 nucleotides long. RefSeq lists its product as uncharacterized. Gene Ontology annotation, cellular component: cytoplasm. Lineage: Eukaryota; Metazoa; Arthropoda; Insecta; Hymenoptera; Vespidae. The record is from RefSeq and is a predicted model, not a curated record. Gene Ontology annotation, molecular function: protein binding.